AUUACACCAUGCAAGCCUACGCCACUCCUGGCUGAAACAGGUACCGGGUACUUUGUUUAUAGGUGUUCCGACGAUAUCACGUGCAGCCACCCCACCAAGGCAACACCUACAAUUCACCCCUCAAACUCCAUCUUCCCCCAUCCGAUUCCGUUUCUUGACCUCCGCCCAUCCCUUCAACCCGUCCCUUUUCGUUCACUCAUCUACAUAAGCAAUCAUGUCGCUCGCAUCGGGUGUCCAGGUCCAGGAUGACUGCAUUACCUCCUUCCAAGACUUCAGCCGCAGCCACGGAAAGACCAAGUACAUCAUCUACAAGAUCGCCGACAACAAGAAGGAGGUCGUCGUAGACUCAGUCGGCAAGGACCAGGACUACGAGGUCUUCCGCAACGAGCUCGCCGACGCCAAGGACAGCCUGGGUCGCCCCGCUCCCCGCUACGCAGUCUACGAUGUCGAGUACGAGCUGCCCGGCGAGGGCAAGAGAAGCAAGAUCAUCUUCAUCUCCUGGGUUCCCAGCGACACCCCCACUCUCUGGUCCAUGAUCUACGCCAGCACCCGUGAGGUCCUCAAGAACGCUCUCAACGUUGUUACUUCCAUCCACGCCGACGACAAGGCCGAUAUCGAGUGGAAGACAGUGCUGAAGGAGGCCAGCGGUGGCAAGGCAUAGAUGAUGGCGCCGGCUGGAUCCGGGCUGCGCGACGGAUAGGGGUGCGCCCUCGACGGCGCUGCGGAACGAUCAAUUCAUUUCCUCACUCCGUUCUCCCAUUUUCUUCUUAGUUGCAAUGCAAGACCGUUACGACUUGGCCUGUUUCUGUUCAUUUCGAGGCCUUCAGACCAUGCAGUUUGCGGAUUUCAAUCCAAUCUCAAAAUCUCUUUUCUUUUUGAACCUCGAAACAUGCUUGAAACUCGAAUUUCGAAUCUCAAUUGUCAGAAUUGGGUGGUUUUCCUGCUUCUAAUGGAGUGCAUAUGAUAGUCCCGGAGAGUGCUGGCAUUGUGUAGAUUAGUUAGGCAUGAGUCUUGUGGUUGACAACUGGCUAGAGUGUAGGCGGGUAAAUAUUCCGAGGCGAAAGCCCUGGGUGAAAAGGGAAGAGGGAGCACUUGGGUUAUCAUCCAGGAACAUGAUAAUCAGCAACAAAUAAGCACAACACCGCCAUAUCAUCACAGAAAAAGAACGUCAUGCCAUAUGCUGAGAAUGAUGAUGCUCCUCACUGGCAGAAUUGAGAUGGCCGGG
Messenger RNA from Penicillium canescens, 1225 nucleotides. Its product is annotated as actin-binding ADF family protein. Lineage: Eukaryota; Fungi; Ascomycota; Eurotiomycetes; Eurotiales; Aspergillaceae. Gene Ontology annotation, biological process: actin filament depolymerization; cell motility; actin filament severing. Gene Ontology annotation, molecular function: actin filament binding. The record is from RefSeq and is a predicted model, not a curated record. Gene Ontology annotation, cellular component: actin cortical patch; cytoplasm; actin cytoskeleton. The transcript has 6 exons. Bases 215 to 661 code for a protein of 148 amino acids.